AUGGAAGUGAUGGACGCGCAAGCAGCUCUCGACGUGAGUUUAGUUCCGUACGGUGGAGCGCACUUCCGAUAUUUCAGCCUGUGGGGUGGCAACGAAUGCGACAGGAAAAACGCCUUUAUCACGAUUUUCUCCGAUUGAAUUAUCGCAUUUUCGACCGAUACGUUCAGAUUCAAAAGAUUUUCGCUGUCUCCAUGUACGUUUAUUUUUCAUUCUUCUGUUUAAAAUCAUUCAACAUUUCCAGUGCUCGAACACACGCGGAAAGGGUUCGGGAGCAAGAGCAACUGGAAGAAGUGAAUGCGGUACUGGUGAGUUGGCAUUCGAGACCAUCCGAUCGGACCCUCUUUUCAUUUCAGCAUCGCAUCAGCACGAUGAUUUUGUCGUUGGAGAAGAACUCGGAAGAUUUAUUGUUCACUGAUUGA
Messenger RNA from Caenorhabditis sp. 36 PRJEB53466, 419 nucleotides. Lineage: Eukaryota; Metazoa; Nematoda; Chromadorea; Rhabditida; Rhabditidae. The record is from the annotation of a GenBank genome assembly.